Molecule: messenger RNA, 988 nt
Organism: Folsomia candida
Lineage: Eukaryota; Metazoa; Arthropoda; Collembola; Entomobryomorpha; Isotomidae
Gene: mRpL16
Product: 39S ribosomal protein L16, mitochondrial
Exons: 5
Coding region: 197-928 (243 amino acids)
Biological process (GO): mitochondrial translation
Cellular component (GO): mitochondrial large ribosomal subunit; ribosome
Molecular function (GO): rRNA binding; structural constituent of ribosome
Source: RefSeq, a predicted model, not a curated record
ACUUCAAUUUCAUCCGGUUUAAUUUGUUCACAAAAGUUGUCUAUUUUGUAUUUUGAGUCGAGUUACAGAAAUUUAUUUAAUGUGGCGAAUGAAUAGUGAAUAAAAACUGUUUCACAUUUUACAGUAUCAUAUCAUUGCGUUGGUUAACGCAAUAGAUAACAAACACUGCAAGUCUGCAAGUUGAACAUCGACUAAGAUGUUAAUUUGCAGAGCAGCCCCACUGGGGGGGAUGUGCACUCGCUUUGUAGGGUGUGCCACACAAGUUCCGAGUUGUGGGCUGAAAAAUUAUGUUUUACCACCCAGUUAUGAAGGCGUGGAGUUUCCUGACAGGAACAAAUUAAAAUUUAUGGACAAAGUUCCAACGUAUCCGGCUGGCUUAAGGCCCCCAAAGAUGAUGAAAAAUCUAAUAUUUAUGAGGGGACCGGAACCUGUUCAUCAUUCACUUAUUCAUCAGCAGUAUGGUAUUGUGGCAUUAGGACCAGGAAGAUUAAGAUCGGGUCACUUUGAAAUGAUGAGGAUGACCAUCGGCAGACGUUUGGACACCAGCAGAAUGUUUGCUAUUUGGAGAGUUGAUCCUCCUUGGCAGCCAGUGACUCGAAAAGGUCAAGGAAAACGAAUGGGUGGUGGUAAAGGAGCCAUUGAUCACUACGUCACACCAGUAAAACAUGGAAGAAUAAUUGUAGAACUUGGAGGUAAUUGCGAAUUUAAAGAAGCAUUCCCAAUUCUGCGAGAGGUUGCUGAAAAACUACCAUUCAAGGCGAAGCCUGUUAGUCAUCAAAUGUUACAAGAGAUGAGACAAAAAGAAAGCAACUCAGAGAAAUAUAAUAUUAAUCCUUACACAUUAGAAUACAUAAUUAGAAAUAAUUUGGGCAAGUCACAUCAUUGGAUAUCACCCUAUGAUAGAAAAUGGUUCGGCAAACACAUAUAACUUUUUUUCACCCUGUUAGAAUUUAUUAGAUAAAGCAAUAAAUACACAAGUUCAAACUGA